AUGGCAGAUGAAGAUUUCAUCUACGCUUGUGUCCAUGCCGGCAUGGUUGGCGUCUUGAUCACGCCGCUCUUCAUCCUCUGGUCAGUCAGUCUUUGCCUGGCUCGUCGACGCAAGGACCCUGCCCGUACUGGCAUCACAUGGCUCAAGAUCGUAUAUCCUGUGGAGAUCUUAGCCCUGAUCCUGAUCACCGCCGGCGAUGCGAUCUAUGCUGCUCUCAUUGCCUACACCAACGGGUACAGCCGGCGCUACAACCGAAGCUACGUGUCGUCAAUGAGCAACGCGCAGUACCGCAUUGGCACUGUUGGUGUUCUCUUUGAGCGCGUCGCCAACGUCCUGCUUAUUAUCACCUUUGUUGAGCUCGGCAAUGGCUUCAUGUACAUCCUUAACUACAAGCGCACCGCCAUCCAGACUACCCUGCGCUAUGUCAGCUUCGUCGCCGCUGUCGUCCUAACUGCGCUCAACGUGGCCACGACGGCCCGCUUCAACGUCAUCUACGGCCAGUACCUCAACUCUAGCCGCUACACCGACUACAACCGCCAGAUCCGCGACGCUCGUAAGAUCAGCGGUGCCUAUGAUGUGCUGAACUUUAUCGCGUCGAUCGGGCUGCUGGUCUAUGCAAGCGUGAUCAUGCACAGGUUCCGUAAUAUCAUGUUCACCAAGAACUCCGCAGUCGUCUUGCUCGUCGCCGCCGUCCUCAACUUCAUUCGCUGGCUGUACGCCCUGGUCAUUGCCGCCCUGUUCCUCCUCGAGACCAGCCCUACGGUCUCCGCGCCCGAGUAUAUAAACAUCAUCGACGCCGUCCUCAACACGUGGAUCUUCUUCGUCGUGCUCGUCCUCCUCUUCGUCAUCGGCGUCUGGAAGCACAAGGGCCUGUGGUCUACCGCCCAGCCCUUCAUGAGCGGGCCGGCGGCCGCGCCGCCCAUGGUGUACGCGAUCCCCCAGCAGCAGUACGGCUAUGGCGCUCCCCAGCAGAUGGCCUACCAGCCGCAUGGCUACCUCCAGCCGCAGGGAUGGCAGGGACAGCCGGUGCAGCAACCCCAGCAGGCGUACACCGGCCACACCUCGGUCAGCCCAGUCGAUCAGCAGGGCACUCUGCCGCCGCAGCAGCAGCAGGUGCCUACUCCCGGCCCCGAGGGACAAGCCAACGGAUUCUACCCUCGAGAGAUGAAGGCUUGA
Messenger RNA from Thyridium curvatum, 1176 nucleotides. RefSeq lists its product as uncharacterized. Lineage: Eukaryota; Fungi; Ascomycota; Sordariomycetes; Thyridiales; Thyridiaceae. The coding region runs from base 1 to 1176 and encodes 391 amino acids. The record is from RefSeq and is a predicted model, not a curated record. The transcript has 3 exons.